AUGCUGUCCACACUCACUGCCCUAAUCUGCCUCCAGCUAUGUUGGAGCCAGAGGAUCAACACAGAAAAACAGAAUCUCCUGAAACCCAUCAUCUGGGCCCAACCCACUACCAGGGUCACAAAAGGAACCCCUGUGUCCAUCUGGUGCCAGGGGCCUCAGAGUGCCUCUGAGUAUCAACUGUACUUUAGAGGAAACAUUUUGGCCUUGAAGAGACCAGAGUCACGUAGAUCCAGGAGCAAAGUAAACUUCUUCAUUCCACAAAUGACCUUACACACUGCAGGGGAGUACACUUGCUUCUAUCAGAGUGGGGAGCUUCAAUCAGAACCCAGUGAUCCCCUGGUUCUGGUAGUUACUGGUCUGUAUGACAUACCCAAACUCCAGGUUCACCCAGGGCACGAAGUAACCUUGGGGGAGAAUGUGACCUUCUUCUGCCAUCUGGUGGCUGGGACAAGCAAAUUCUUUCUGCUCAAGGAAGGACGAUCCAACCAUGUCCAGCAAAGAUAUGGGAACAGCCAAGCAAAGUUCCCCAUGGGCCCUAUGACCAGAGCCCACAGAGGAACAUACAGAUGCUUUGGCUCUUACAGUGACUAUACCUGGUCUUUCCCCAGUGAGCCUGUGACACUACUCAUUCCAGGUGUUGGGAACACCAGCUUUGCACCUACAGACCCUACUUCUUCUCUUGAUUAUAGGGUGUUCGACUCCACAGCUGAAGAAUCAGGAUUACAAGAGGACUCUGUCUUCUGGGAUCAUACUACCCAGAAUCUCAUUCGGAUUGGUCUGGCAUGCGUAGUCCUGAUGGCUCUAGUAUGGCUUUUGGCUGAAGACUGGCUCAACAGGAAGAAGGCUCAAGAGGGGAUCAACGAAUCAGCAACUUGGGAAGGCAGGAGGAGAAGAUGGAGAGUGCAACGUUCCCUUGAAGAGGAACAAAGGGAUGCAAUCUCUCUGAGGGAAGUGAAGGCAGCUCCUGGACCUGGGACCAUAUGA
Molecule: messenger RNA, 984 nt
Organism: Onychomys torridus (southern grasshopper mouse)
Lineage: Eukaryota; Metazoa; Chordata; Mammalia; Rodentia; Cricetidae
Product: natural cytotoxicity triggering receptor 1-like
Exons: 7
Coding region: 1-984 (327 amino acids)
Source: RefSeq, a predicted model, not a curated record